Molecule: messenger RNA, 965 nt
Organism: Exophiala viscosa
Lineage: Eukaryota; Fungi; Ascomycota; Eurotiomycetes; Chaetothyriales; Herpotrichiellaceae
Exons: 2
Coding region: 237-848 (203 amino acids)
Source: RefSeq, a predicted model, not a curated record
GGCGGUAGCAACGCUAACGAAGCCACUCCAUCCCCAACCUCACCCCAGGGUCCCAUGAAUCAUGAGGGCUGGGGUCUAGUACGGAACAUGACUUGGUUGGAGAUUUGGCUGUCGGAACCGCAAGAUCUCUCGCUUGUGCCUGAAAAUGUACUUGCUGGCUACGAAAUCUUGUUAUUUCAAGAUCGGCCUUUGAGGUUGCAACACAGUGCACAAGAUAGCCACAUUAUUACAGUACGAUGGCUAAAAUAAUCACCAUAGGCCACCUCGUUAUGGCCAGCAAGGAGGCCAGGGACACAGUCAUUAAAGUCUUUGAAGAAAUCGUGGACUAUUCGAGCGCCAACGAGCCCGGCGUGACGAUGUAUGCUAUAACAGUACCAACGCACGACGAUGGAACGACAAUAUACAUGAUUGAAGAGUACGCUGACAAGGCGACAUCCGAUGCACAUAUAGCCAGUCAGCCUGUACAGAAACUGAUAAAUCUCUUCACAACGGAGCCAGUGCUGGCUGGAGCACCGACAGUCUAUCAACUUGAACCAGUGUACUCAUUUCUGAAGCCAGAAAUCACAAAAGUGACGGAUCCACACAUCAUCUUUGCCAACAUCGCACAUAAAGCUGGUGGUGCCGAGCAGUCGUUGACACAGUGGAAGGAAGUCAUUUCGACACUAGAAAGUGAUGAACAAGGCGCGCUGGCAUUUGCGUUGUGUAAGGAAGAGGCCGACACGGACAGACUACACACGGUAGAGGUCUAUGAAAGUAAGGUAGAAGACUCCGUCGCCAAAACGAAAGACCUGGGAUCGAGUCUGGUUCACGUGUCUUUGAAAAUGAUCGGUGGCUUUCUCCAUAGAUAGUUGCACAACGACAUGCAACCUUUCCAGUGUCCAUGUCGGUCGCAGACAAAUGUACCGAGCAAUCUCUCUGGCAGACAUGCGAUUGCGGUAACGAUACGAGGCGCCAGGGGUCAAGGG